AUCAGCCAAAAAGGGAAAUAAAGAGGGCUGUUGAAAAACCAUACUAUUAGGCAUGGACAAAGUUCAGCUUUUCUUCUUGUGUCUUAUAAUAAUUUUGUGGAAUACCAUUCCUGCAACAGGAAAUCCAAACAUUGUAACAGAAUAUGGGAAAGUGAUGGGAAAGCAAGUGAGAGUGAAAGAAUCAGACAGGAUUGUCUACUCUUAUCUGGGGAUUCCCUUUGCAGAAGCGCCAGUGGAUAAAAGGAGAUUUGCUCCACCACAGCCACCCAAAGCAUGGAAUGGAACAAGGAAUGCUACUACAUACCCCCCACUAUGUUUGCAGAACUUCAGUCAUGGAAAGCAACUUUCAGAUUUCUACCUGGGGAGAUUUCCUCCACUGGCAACCUCAGAGGACUGUUUGUAUCUAAAUAUAUACACCCCUGUGAAGCCUGCAGAACAUGCCCAACUACCUGUGAUGGUGUGGAUCCACGGAGGGGGGUUUGUUCUCGGAGGGGCAUCUCUCUAUGACGGUUCUUCUCUGGCAGCCUUUGGUAAUGUGGUGGUGGUUCUAAUUCAAUACCGGCUCGGUAUACUGGGGUUUUUAAGCACUGGAGACAGCAACGCCCCGGGUAAUGUGGGGCUACUGGAUCAGGUGGCGGCCCUGCAGUGGUUGCAGGAGAAUAUCCAAAGCUUCGGAGGAGAUCCCAAAGAUGUGACUUUAUUUGGGGAAUCUGCUGGAAGCAUUAGUGUGUCCUUGCAUGUUCUGUCUCCUAUGUCAUCUGGCUUGUUCCACAAGGCAAUAAGUGAAAGUGGGGUAGCUUUCUCUUCUUUUCUCCUGGAAACAGAUCCAAAACCAAAAGCACAGAGGCUUGCGAGGUCUGCUGGCUGUUCAGCAGUUGAUUCUGUGUCAAUCAUCGAGUGUUUCAGAAAUAAAACUAGCGAGGAAAUUGUACGUGUUACUCCGGGAAUGGGGGAAAUGGCAGUGUCUCCUGUUCUGGAUGGAAUAUUUCUACCCAAAAAACCAGAAGAGCUCUUGCGAACCAAAAAGUUUAACCGUGUACCAUAUUUACUGGGGAUUAACAACCAUGAAGUCGGCUGGUUAAUUGCUCAUUAUUUAAUACCACCUGGUUGGAAAAAUGGAAUUCCAAAGAAUACUUUUCUAAUGGUAAUGGCUGGACUUCUACAGAAAAUGACAAUCCCCCAGGAAGCUGUGGGGAUAAUUGCAGAGGAGUACCUGGGUGACACGGAGGAUCCAGUCAGAAUAAGGGAUGCUUUUCUCGAUCUCUUAGGAGAUUUAACAAUGGUGAUGCCAGUUGUCAAAACAACAAGAUAUCAUAGAGAUGCUGGCCUCCCAGUAUACCUCUAUGAGUUUCAGCACCGCCCCAGUGUAUAUGGGGACAGCAGGCCUGAGUUUGUGAAAGCUGAUCAUUUUGACGAGGUUGGCUUUGUGUUUGGAGCUCCCUUCUGGACUGAAGAUAUUGUCAUGCUGGCUGAUACUACUAAAGUGGAAAGGCAGUUAAGCAAAACGAUGAUGGCAUAUUGGACCAACUUUGCUAAGAACGGGGAUCCGAAUGAGGAGGGCCUAACAGAGUGGCCACUCUACAAAGAGGAUGAAGUGUAUAUGGGACUCAAUCUGAAUGUGAAGCCAGCAAGGAAAUUAAAGGAUUCCAGGAUGAAGUUUUGGCUAAAAACUUUCCCUGAAAUAAUGGCCAAAUUGAAUGAUGCAAUGGUCCAUACUGAGCUGUAAUAUUUGUAUUAAAUUGUUUGGUGGAGUGGUGUAAGUAAUGGAAUAUUAUAUCUCAGCUGCAAGUGUAAAUAAUGAAAAGUUCUUCUAUUAAAAUCAUUAAAAAGAAGAAAAAAAACAAUAAAUAGUGUACCAUUUACAUUUAGACAAUAUAACUCAGCGGGGAAAUUAAAAAAAAAAAAACAAGAAAACAAAAAACAACAUGUUUUAGUAUCUAUAGGAUGUAUAUGCCUUCUAGCAAAAUUUAAAUUGUAACAUUUGCAAAGUUUGUUUUGCUGCAGUCAAAACCUUUACAGUAUCACUCUGUGUUUUUAUCUUUGACCUUUUAUAAUGGGGAAUGUUGUAACUGUAUAUGGGAAUACUGGCUUUGUGUGUGUUACUUUGAUGUCAUAUAUGUCCAAAUAUGCUAAAAGAGAGGCU
Molecule: messenger RNA, 2143 nt
Organism: Polyodon spathula (Mississippi paddlefish)
Lineage: Eukaryota; Metazoa; Chordata; Actinopteri; Acipenseriformes; Polyodontidae
Product: fatty acyl-CoA hydrolase precursor, medium chain-like
Exons: 13
Coding region: 53-1726 (557 amino acids)
Source: RefSeq, a predicted model, not a curated record